Messenger RNA from Gasterosteus aculeatus aculeatus (three-spined stickleback), 6300 nucleotides. NCBI's taxonomy places the organism in Eukaryota, Metazoa, Chordata, Actinopteri, Perciformes, Gasterosteidae. The record is from RefSeq and is a predicted model, not a curated record.
ACUACACAGACGCGGUAAAGAUCCACUCGAACUUGUCUGUCAUCGUUAUCAUCGUUCCUGCCGAGGUCAUUAUCGCUCUCGGCUUCCUGCAUCCGCUACUCCUUUUGGUUCUUGGCGGACCCCCGGCUCUCCGGCGUGGUGCGGCGAAAUGCUGUGGGAAGCAGCUGCCCCUCACUUCAAAGGACGGGCACGCCGUGGAAAAGCCCUCGGUGGUGAUCCGCAGUGGAGGGGAUGAAAGAGUCAAGAGAACAGUUUAGCUCUAUAAAGCUGGAACUGAGCCUUUUUUUAAAAGCACAAUAAACAAGCCUGUUCAAAUCACCUCAACGCUACUGGUGCUGCUUGUAAAUGACUACGGCCCACUUCAGUUUGCUUGUGCAUGUAAACAACCCCUCAUACAUCUCCCUAUGUUUAUUGAUAGAUAAAUGCAUGUAUACAGUAUAGUAUGCAUGUAUCUAUGUACAUAUAUAUAUGUAUGGUGGGGGGUGGGGUCUGCCUGUGUCCCUUGUUUUGCAGCGCUCCCUUGUGAAUGACUCGACCCCGACUGGCCGUUGAUUAGCCCGUCCCACCCCGGUUAAUCCCUCGCCCCCAUUGGUGGCUCACAGAACAGCUUCCCUCAAAAACCGACCAAUGGCAGCAUCUCCAAGCCGCACCGGACCCCCCCCCCCCGGCUCUUAAAGAGCCCCCGUGACUUCAAUGGAGACUCAAUCCCCCCUCACCGGCUUGCUCAGACUCGAGUUUGCUCUCACCGCUGCUGCUCUCCACCCAUCUGCGUCUCGUCUCGUUCUCCAUCCAUCACUCUUUCUCCUGUCCUGCACACUUGCUCCCUGUUUCCUCUCUUCUCCUGCACUUCAGGUUUUCCUCCUCCUCUCUCUCUCUCUGUCUCUCGCUCUCUCUGUGCAUCAAAACCACUGUCCGUCUCUCCACGCACCCUGCUGAGCCUCAGUGCGCAGCACCUGUGCAGACUGGAGUUUGUCGGGCCGAGGCGGAAGGCGUUUUUUUGUUUUUUUAUUUUAUCUUGUGCGUAUGUGUGUGUGUUGAACGGGGAAGGGAGGGGAGGCAACACCCAGGAACACCUGACCAACAUUUCAUCAAGAUAUGUGGAGGUUUAGGAACUGAUCUCCGCCUCCAGCUGUUUGUUUGUCAGUUGUUUUUUUUGUUGUUUUUUGUUGCAACACCUGGAAUGCUUAACCUGGACUGAUGGAUGUUUCCGAGCUGUGCAUCCCCGACCCGCUCUGCUACCACAACCAGUAGGUUGCUAACCAGAAUGCCCUCUCAGGACCGGCACUUAUCCUCCAGCUGUGGUUCUUACGUCAAAACCGAGCCCUCCAGCCCGUCCUCCUCGCUGGUCGACACCGGCAGUCACCACAGUCCCAGCGGCAACUCCGACGCCAGCGGCGGCUACGUUAACGGCGGCGGCAGACACUCGCACGCCUUGGACUCCCCGCCAAUGUUCAACCCGGGCAUGCUGGGAGGGGGCGCCGCCUGCCUGCGCCGCUACGAGGAAUGCGCCGGCGUGGUGGCGGACGACUCGCCGAUCAAGUGCGAGUACAUGCUCAAUGCCAUCCCCAAGAGGCUGUGCCUGGUGUGUGGCGACGUUGCCUCGGGGUACCACUACGGGGUGGCGUCCUGCGAGGCCUGCAAGGCCUUCUUCAAAAGGACGAUACAAGGGAAUAUUGAGUACAGCUGUCCGGCCACGAAUGAAUGUGAGAUCACCAAAAGGAGACGCAAGUCGUGCCAGGCCUGCCGCUUCAUGAAGUGUCUUAAAGUCGGCAUGUUGAAAGAAGGUGUGCGUCUGGACCGGGUGAGAGGUGGGAGACAGAAGUACAAACGGAGGUUGGACGCGGAGAACAGCGCCUACCUCGGCCUCGGCAUCCCCCCUCCUGCCAAAAAGCCACUGACGAAGAUCGUUUCCCAUCUGCUGGUGGUGGAGCCGGAGAAGAUCUACGCCAUGCCGGACCCCACCAUGCCCGACGGAGACAUCAAGGCCCUGACCACGCUGUGCGACCUGGCCGACCGCGAGCUGGUGGUCAUCAUCGGCUGGGCAAAACACAUCCCAGGUUUUUCCACCCUCUCGCUGGCCGACCAGAUGAGCCUUCUGCAGAGCGCCUGGAUGGAGAUCCUGGUGCUGAGCAUCGUGUUUCGCUCGCUGCCCUGCGAGGACGAGAUCGUGUACGCGGAGGACUACGUGGUGGACGAGGAGCAGGCGCGGAUCUCGGGCCUGCUGGACCUGCACGUCGCCAUCCUGCCGCUGGUCCGACGCUACAAGAAGCUGCGUAUAGAGAAGGAGGAGUUCGUCACGCUCAAAGCCAUCGCCCUCGCCAACUCGGACUCCAUGCAUAUAGAGAACAUCGAGGCGGUCCAGAGGCUGCAGGAUUCCCUCCACGAGGCCCUGCAGGACUUUGAGGGCUCCCAGCACCCAGAGGACCCUCGACGGGCAGGCAAGUUGCUAAUGACCCUGCCUCUGCUCCGGCAGACCGCCACCAAGGCCGUCCAGCACUUCUACGGCAUCAAGAUGCAGGGGAAAGUCCCCAUGCACAAACUAUUCCUCGAGAUGUUGGAGGCCAAGGCUUGACCCCCGGGCCAGAUGUUUGACAGACAGCUGCGUCACUCAAUGGGAGGAGAGGGACAGCCCGUGAAAAGAAUAAAAGGUGGUGUGCCAACUCACAGUGACAGGAUGACGCUUGGACUACUGAUUUAAUUUUAACACUUUAAAAUGGUUAUAAACAUAAAAGAGAAAGGGACUUGGAAUGGUUUUAAAAAGGGUGAAUAUCAACCUAAUUGACAUGGGAUCAUGGUGAUGUGUAUAAAGAUGCUGUGUACAAAAAUCAGGCAACCGAGGUCUUGUUAUAGCCAGAGACCCAUUGCUCUAUAUCACCUGAAGCUUCUGUGAUUUUUGUUUCUUAUUUUCAUCUCAAAUUGGAGGUAUGUUAAUAUAAAUGUCCUGAAGAACUGUACGGCUACGCAGCCACAUAAUGUGCUUUUGUUUCUUUCUUUCUUAUUUUUUCUGUUUCUCAGCUGUUAAAGCAAUAGUCUCUAACUGGUCUACAUAUAAUAUGUGUACUGUAUAUUGUGUGAAAUUGCACUGGGCGGGUAGGGGCGAGAGUUGUUAGACAUAUUCUUAUAUUCGUCAUCAAAGAACGCGACCAGGGGUCUGUGAGAUUCUCGAUUUCCUCGUAAUAUAUUUACCUCGUAGUAGCUUCAUCAACCCAGCGGUUGUGGUCGACUUGGUGCUGACAGAAGGACUCGGGUUGGAUCGUAGUUGACAAAGUGUUUGCACUAAGCAUCGAUGAAUAACGUGGCAAUAAUGGGUAUUAAAUUAAGUCUCAGUAAGUGUUUUUUUAUUUUUAUUUACAGCCACAAAACUCACUCCUCACUUCUCUGCGUCUUCACUGUUACACGCAAAUAUUGGCAUUUUAGUUUACUGUGAAUAAUACCCAUGACUAGUAUCCAGUGCUGAAGAUUUUCAGCUAUGUGUUUUUUUAUUUAAUUACAGGUACAAGAACUAUCUAUGCAAUUUAAUGCAAUCUAAAACUGUUCUGUAGUGCAACCUGAUAGCCCAGCAAUAAAUACUACCUUUGUGAAGUUUAUAAUGUUCAGUUUGUGUCACACAGGUGCCGAUUCAACUCUGGUCAUUUUUUUUUUUGUCCACAGUUUGUGAUGGUGCGGUAUUAGAUUGCAUUAUAUUGUAUGGGAUUUGCUUUUUCCCCGUAUUGAUCCCUCUUUGUUUAGGUUCAAACAACUGUCACUAUAUUCAUUGCAAUAGUUCCAUGUGAGCCUUUCUUUUUUCUUUUGGUCAAAGCCUUGUGCGUUUCAAAAUUCUUCAUGCUAGCCGCAUGCGUCAAAUCCUUUAAUCUGAUGUGAUAUUUUGAGGGUAUUAAAUAUUGUAGCUGUAUUUCAGGCGGAAUUUGACCCCUUUUAUGACUUUGCCAACUUUGAAACUUUCUAUCUUUGAUUGUUGAGACCUAGAAAACUCUUCGAUGAGUCAAAAUCUCAAAUGACGGACGUUUAACAGAUGGCUGCCGGUUUAAAUGGUGCAACAGUAUAAUGACACUUGUGUUUCUGAGCCUCACUUGAUUUCCUUUCUGAUUUGAAUCAACAAUAAUGACUGAUAAUUAAUAGAUGAAACCUUCUGAUAUUCUGUGUCUUUGAUAAUUAUUUUGCUCAUGUUUAAUGCAGGUGCCAAUCACAGACGUGCCCUGUAUUUUCAUUUCCAGAAAAUACUGAUGCAAACUAAGUAAAUCUUUAUAUUACAUUAACGAUAAUAUAACUUUUUUUUAAGGCAAUCUAUUUCCGUUGUUCAACAAGUUGCCAAAUUAUUCAAGGAAAGCAAUCAGAAUAAUGUGAUACAGCUAUAAACAUAUAAGAUCAAAAUAAUGAAAUAAUCCGCUGCUCUUAGGAUUUUAUUGAGACAGACGUUGUCCCUCAUGGACACUUUGAAACAUCAGUGUCUUCAGAGUGUUUUAAAGUGCCAUCCAAGCCGAGCAACCAGUAACUACAGAUGUAGGCCAGUUUCUAACUUGAAAAGAUCCCCACAGGAGCAGAAGCUAUUGAUUCCCCGUAAUGUAAUGCAUAGAUAAUUAUAACCCAAUACGGUAGAGAAUACAAUUCCCAUGAUGCACUUCUCCAAUUGUGUAACCAGCUGGUUGAAGCGACGGGCCGCUGUACAGUAGAAAACUGAAAUACUUCCAAAUGAAAAACUGAUAAAAAUGCAUUUUUUGGGUCAGCCAGUGAUGUUAUUUACACUGGUUGUACUUUUACUCUUCUAAUCAUCCAGCUGUGCGUUCUUUCAUUUUCACCAUCGUUGAUUAAGGAUCUCUUACCCUGAAGCCUAAAGAGAUAAAACCCAUAAGAAAGUCAUGCUUUUGUUUUCCACGGUUGGACGGGCGAGACUUUUGAGUGUUGAUCAACACGUUCUGGCCCAAAACCAAAAACAUGGGAAACCGACCUUCUCUCCUCUUCCUCGCAUACUUCCUCUUUGCCCUUUGACGACUGUGGCGGCCAAUUGUGUCCCAACUUUCCCUUCUUCUCAAAUUAAUAUAAGAAAAUAAAAGAAAAAUGCUUAAUUCAUUUUCAGAGUUCUAAAACUGUUCUACUACAUCCAAUUAAUUCUAAUUGUCUCCUAAGCUGAAAUUCUCAAUAGAAAUGGAGCAAUUAAAUUUCUGCUUUGGCGCUGCCUUGGGGACGAGAGACGUUUCAUUUGGGUUGUCGGUCGGGAGGGUUCGUCUAAACCUUUUAAAAGGCGAUUUCAUGCGCGUCUGUAAUGGUUUCAUCACAGAGUGAUCACUGGGCUAUGCAAGGCAAAUAUGGCCACCGAUGUUCCUCGUGUGGAGGAGCAUCAGACUCGACAUUUAGCUGUGCUUUGUUGCCAACGCGGCCAUGCUGUAAAGCGCUGUACGUCGCAAAUGUAUUGUGCAUCUUUCACCAUACUUAUACUGUCGCUGAUGUCCACUGAGCUCGUAUGAUUUGAACCCACAUCUCGCCUGAAUAGCGGUAUAAUAUUAAUCACUGUAUUGAGUCAUUUGAGUCUGUUAUAUUUGGUCUUUUUCUUUUUUCCCCGCGUCCCUCAAGGCUGAAACACACACACACGCUUGUUUUCUCAACGAUUUGGUCGUCAGCACAGCCGGACGUAAAGCGAGCGAAGCAGUCUAGACCCUAUACCUCAAUUCACGUUUUGAAAAUCACGCUGGGUUUGGAAACGGGCCAUGGGUACCUCCUGGGAAUCAGUGGCACAGAAAUAAAGUGACAUCACUGACUGGGUAUUAAAAAAAAAAAAAAAAGAUGUAGAUGAACCUGCUGCAAAUGGGGGGAGGGGAAAGUGGAGGGAGGGAUGGGGGGGGGGGGAUCACAUUCCUCGGAGGAGAAAGCUGCUUAUUCGCUGUUCCAUUUGCAGAGUUAUCUCCGUGCACUCUGAGUUGACGAGAUUUACAUAAAACACGGAGGAACCUCCGCGGCCUGCGCAGAGGACCCCGCUAGGUGUACGUACCGCAGACACGUGAUUACCCGAGAGGUUUACCCCCCUCAAAAGCAACGUGGUAGCAAUUGUGAUGUACGAAUCGAGGUAAAAGGGCGCGUUGCUUCGUGUGAAUUAUAAACUUGGAGAAGGACAAUGUUGGGAUGAAGAAGCAAAAAGCCAACAGCUUGGUUUCACUGCAGUACUGUGUGGCGUUUUCUUCUUGUGUUUUGUUUGUUGUGUUCAUGCCUAAUGUACUCAUGUGUAAAUAUAUGCUUUUUCUUUUGGAGUGAGUCCGAUCUAACAGUGCACUGAAUGUACAGUGACAAUAAAAUCACAUGGUUUAUGUA